Messenger RNA from Menidia menidia (Atlantic silverside), 528 nucleotides. Lineage: Eukaryota; Metazoa; Chordata; Actinopteri; Atheriniformes; Atherinopsidae. The record is from the annotation of a GenBank genome assembly.
UUGGAUAGCGCAAUUGUUUGUUUGACCAGCGAUUGGUUGCUGACUUACAGACGACUCGAACUUUUGAAUGGGACAGCCACGUCAACAGUUUUGGGAAUGGAUCUUGUGAAACACGAAGGGGGCUGCCACUGCGGGGCUGUCAGAUUUGAAGUCUGGAGUUCAUCAGAUCUCCAUGUUUUUCAUUGCAACUGUAGCAUCUGCACAAAAAAACAAAACCACCACUUCAUUGUUCCAAAAACCAGCUUCAAACUCUUACAGGGGUCGGAUAAUCUGACGACAUACACCUUUAACACCCAUGUUGCAAAACACACCUUCUGUAAAACCUGUGGAGUUCAAAGUUUCUACACGCCACGCUCUAACCCAGAUGGAUAUGGCGUUGCUCCGCACUGCCUGGAUCCAGGUACGGUGCGCAGUGUCACAGUGGAGAACUUUUGUGGGGAGCAGUGGGACGAAAGCAUGCGAGCUCAUAAGAGCAUCAGAGACAUGUCCAAACCUGCAGACAACACCCAUCCAGAACACCACCAAUGA